Dentiscutata erythropus is the source of this 753-nucleotide messenger RNA. The record is from the annotation of a GenBank genome assembly. Lineage: Eukaryota; Fungi; Glomeromycota; Glomeromycetes; Diversisporales; Gigasporaceae.
AUGGCUUUCUGGCUUUAUUUGAUUUUCAUAGCUUCGUCUUUAUUAUUCUACUUUAUACGUAGAAUUAAUAAACCUCCUAAAGAAUUGGAAUUCAUCCCAACAGUUUCUUUCUUUAAAUACUUUUCAAUUUUGUUGAGUAAUGGAGGACAACUUGAAAUUCAAAAACUUAUUCGUGAAUCUGAUCCUAAUAAGAUUGGUUUAGUGAAAAUUUUUACCUAUGGUUGGACAAUUCAUAUAACUGAUAUUGAAUAUGCUAAAUCAUUUUUCUCUGAGAAUGUACACACACUUCCAAAGCUCGAAUUUCCUACCAGAGUUCCAUCUACUAAUUUAUUUGGAAAAGGAAUACUAAUGUCGAAUGGAGACCAUUGGGCGCAGCAGCGAAAAGUUGCAUCACCAGCAUUUAAUCAAGUACUUCGUCCUGAUAUGGUUGGAGAAUGCACAAAUGAGUUUAUAAAGCUGCUAAACAAAUGGACAGAUACUCCGAUAGAUGUGCUUUCAUUAUCGAAACGUCUUACUAUUCAAAUUUUAGGAAAAUUGGCUUUCACAUAUGAUAUGAAAUUUGACAAUUAUAUAUUUGAAAUAAUUGAACAACGAAGACUUGAAAUGUCUAAAGAAAAAAAUGAAAAUGAAAAUACUGAUUUAUUGACUGGAAUUUUAGAAGCUGCUAACUGUGAAGAUGAUUAUUACACGAAUAAGGAACUUAGAGAUAAUCUAGUUAAUUAUUUCGUUGCCGGGAAUGAUAGCAAGUAUUAA